Molecule: messenger RNA, 4345 nt
Organism: Trichomycterus rosablanca
Lineage: Eukaryota; Metazoa; Chordata; Actinopteri; Siluriformes; Trichomycteridae
Gene: slc22a17
Product: solute carrier family 22 member 17
Exons: 10
Coding region: 242-1960 (572 amino acids)
Biological process (GO): transmembrane transport
Cellular component (GO): membrane
Molecular function (GO): transmembrane transporter activity
Source: RefSeq, a predicted model, not a curated record
GGACGUUGGUACACAGCUGGUAGGACGCGCACUGAUAGCGAAGACAAUGCGGGUAUGAGACGAGAUCUAAAAUCUUGUUUAUUACUGACUGCGUUGUCUCAUAAACACUGACAAAGUGACAUUUAAAGGGCUUGUCUUCAAACACCGAGUGGCUGGUUAACAUCUCAGGAACGGGUCAGCACCAAGGGUGUGAAUCACCACAGUCCAUACCACCCACCAUACUGCUUGUCCCUUCUUAACCAUGACAUCCCCUCCUUCCCCUUGUCCCUGUCCUCCUCCCCCUCCCUCUUUGCCCUCAUCACCUACCCCGUCUUCUCCUGCACCCUCAACUCUUCCGCUGCCUCCCAUGCUGCCCCCCACGGGUGAGGUGAUGGUCAUGGCUUUGGGACGGAAGAAGCAGCAGCUCCUCAUCGCACUCUCCAUCUUGCCCAACCUUUUCUUGGCCUUUCUGCUUUCCUCCGACCCCCUUCUGACUCUGACAUCACCCCAUCACUGCCGCCUGCCACUGACUAAUCCUACUGGUGAGGAGCUUAAUGCUUCUUUGCCCUGGGAGAAGGGCAAUAGGGAAGGCGACAGUGGGGGACUCUCGCAGUGCUCCCAGUAUGUAUUUAUUAAUGGCACUCGAUCUGGUGUAGAGGAUUGUGAAGCUGGGUGGGACUUCAACGUCACAGAAGGCUUGAGAAACAACAUUGUCACUGAGUGGGAUCUGGUGUGCACCAAGUACUGGUUGGUCCCAGUGGAGGAAGGCUGCUUCAUACUGGGUAUCCUCAUAGGCUGCCUGAGCCUUGGACAUGCUGCUGACAGGUUCGGCCGACUGAAGACUCUGCUUGCCUCACUCGCUCUAUCAGUGUUUUUUGGCAUCUUGGUCUGUGUCUCUCCUUCACCCCCCAUCUUUAUUGCCAUGCGUUUCUUUCUGGGUGCAGCUGCUGCUGGCGUGUAUCUCACCCUGUAUAUCGCCCGUUUGGAGCUUUGUGACCCCUCAAUGCGACUCCUGGUCACCAUGUUGGCUGGACUGACCACAGUGGCUGGUGAGCUGUUAUUACUGGGUGUGGCUGUAGGUUGCCCAUCAUGGCGAGGACUGUUAGGAACCGGAACAGCUCCUCUCUGUUUGUUCCUCUGCUAUGGUAUUCCUGGUGUUUUUCCAGAGUCUCCACGCUGGUCGUUGCUGUCAGAGAGAACAGGUGACAUGAAUUCAUUCAGUGAACACAGUGAACGACAAAGAGAAGACGAUGGCUUUACAGAGCUGGAUUCGGAGCCCCCUCAGUCUGGUCGUCCCCACCUGUCCUUCCCUGAGCUACUCCAGAGCCGAAACAUCUGGAAAAAUUUGUGUGUUCUGGGCUUCACCUCGUUCAUCUCUCAUGGCAUAAGUCACUGCUACAGCUCUUUUAGGGGUGAUGUCCGAGGCACCACCCCCAGCUUCUACUGGACGUAUCUGCUGUCUGUUUGUGCAGGAGCUGGCGCUUGGCUGUUGCUCUGGGCAACAGUGGACCGGUGUGGGCGUCGUGGAAUCCUGCUGCUGGCUAUGACGAUGAUGGGGCUUGCCUCUCUCAUCUUACUUGGCCUGAUGGAAUAUCUGAGUGAGUCAGCCAUUACUGUCUUCUCCGUGAUGGGCUUGUUCUCCUCGAAGGCUGCUGCCUCACUUUGUAUCUUCUUUACUGCUGAAAUUAUGCCUACUAUUAUCAGGGGAAGUGGGGUCGGUGCCAUCCUGGCUUUGGGCUGUGUAGGUCGCCUUAGCUCUCCUCUGAUGGACCUGCGGAACCACUAUGGCUACUUCUUACACCAUGUGGUCUACUCUUCUUUAGCCCUGCUGGCUGUUCUUUCUAUCCUGCUGCUUCCUGAGAGCAAACGGAAGCCCCUUCCACAGACACUAGCUGAUGGUGAGCAGUACCGUCGCCCCCCGCUGGGCCGAAAGAGGAGAGACAAUGUUCCUUUGCUUGCCACACCAAACCCAGAGACCUAGCUGAUCCUGUGUAUGCACCUGUUCACCUCAGCCAUUCCCCCUCUUCUCACCAUAUUCAUGCAGCAGAGGGCAAGAUGGGGGCACAAUGGACUGCACUUUUAAGCGCUCUUAACCUUCAUCUUUUAUCAUUCCUAACAUGCCUGAACGGAGCUACAGCAUGUGGAGUCCAUUCAGGCCCCUGCUGUUUGAGAGAUGAAAAACUGAACAAUGUAAAGAGCAAACUGGGCUCUGUGAUGUAGUUUCUUAAUGCUCCACUACAGUUAAUUCAAUCAGUGCCAACUACAUGUACCAUGCAACAAGUGGUAACUACGUAGGUAACAUUCUACAAGCUCUGCAUUAGCAACCUCAAAUUCAACCCAUAUAGCAUUGAGUGACAUACAGUUGCAAUCAAAAUUAUUCGACUUCCAUUGCAAAUUGGGUUUAUUAGCAACACUGACAAACUUUCAGCCUUUUGCAAUAAACAAAUUAAACAUGAACAAUUAAAAUAGCUGAACACAACUAAUAUAACAAGUUGUUUCUCUUUAAAUUCAACACAAAAUGCCACUUUUAAUUACUACUGCAGUCUCAGAAUUAUUCAACUCGUUCAUGACAAGCAUCUUUAGUACUUAGUAAAGCAUCCUUUUGCUGUUAUGACCGGCUGCAAACAUGAUGCACAGCCAGAUACCAGCUUCUGGCAGCAUUCCUGAGAAAUCUUCCUGAGGCCUUCAGUUAACUAAUAUUCUUGGGUUUAUGUGCUCUAGCUGCCUUCUUUAUAUCCAUCCGUUCACACGCUGCAGGUUUUCAUUACCAGUGGAAUCAAAGCAGCCCCAGAGCAUCACCGAGCCACUGCCAUGCUUUACUGUAGAGCAUUCUUUUCAGUGUAUGCUUCAUUUUUUCUUAUCCAGACAAUUUGCUGAUCCAUAGAACUUUAAAAAUGUUUUGUUUCAUCGCUCCACAGAACAGAAUCCCAAAACUUUUGUGGCUUAUUUAUACAGUUUUGAGCAUAUUGGAGAUGACUUUCCUUGUGCCUUUGGGUCAGUAGAGGUGUACAUCUAGAAGUUUAGACAUGGAAACGUUCAGCCUUUAAUUUACGUCUUACUGUGCAAAAGACCUGCAGCAAGAUUUGGUGGCAGCAGUACUGAGGAUUCAGUGUGCAGUUCCACAAAAUUCAAUCAAUUCGUUUGGACAGAUGAACUGAUUCAACUUUGUGGAUGUGUGUACCUGGAUUAUUGAGCAUGCAUCAAGAGGUUUCAGUGUGCAGGCACUCUGGUUUUUGACCACCUGCCUCCUCAGGAAUCUGAGGGGAGCCAGUAAUAGUUUCUUCUUCUGCCAUGUCCAGGUAGUGUAGCCAGGAUUCCUUCAACUUUAAACCUGGGAACUAUGUGUGAAGCUUUAUCUGUAUUGCUAUCUUUUUGUAUCCUUUUCCUUGUUGGUGCAAGGCAAUUAUAUCUUCUCUUAACUUUUUGGGCAUCUCUCUCGACUCCCCCUUAAUAACAUCAAAAGAGUGUGAUGUUUGAUUGCAUAUUAGAAACAUGGCUAAGACUGCAGUAGUCUUUACAUUUUCAGCAUUUAGCAGACGCUUUUAUCCAAAGCGACUUACACAAUGAGCAGAACACGAUGAGCAAUUGAGGGUUAAGGGCCUUGCUCAGGGACCCAACAGUGGCAACUUGGUGGUGGCGGGGCUUGAACCGGCAACCUUCUGUUUACUAGUCCAGUACCUUAACCACUGAGCUAUCACUGGCCCUUUAAAAGUGGCAUUCAAUUUUCAUUGGGGGUUGAAAAAUUUCAAUCGCAAUUGUACUUACUGCAUCAACUACACUUUUUAGAGACAAGGGCUCAAUACAUUACUUUUUAUUUUGUAAAUAUUAACUAAAAUGUUAUUUAAACUAAAAUAGAGAAGAUAUGAUGAAAUAGGAAAAAGGUUUCUCCCUCUUGAUAACUGUAAGAGAAUAUGCUGCUGGCCUGUAGGCAUAAUACAAAAGGAGACAGAAAAUAACUUAUUCAGAUAUUUUGUUAUUUAUCAUUGCUUUAUGAUGAUAUUAUGGUUCUGAUUGUUCUAAGUGAUAUAUGCUGAAAUAAUGCUAGUAUUUAUGUAACAGGUAUUCGAAUUGGUUAAAAUUUUUAAAUACUCACAUUCUGUCAAACCAUUAAAGGGUUAUAUGUAUGUAUGUACUGUAUGUGUUGAUGUAUGUAUGUUUGAACCUGUAUGUAAGGCAGUGGUUGCUCAGCAGUAAAGGCACUAAACUGGUAAUCGAAGGUCACUAGUCCAAGUUCUCUACUAGGUUGCCACUGUCUGGUUAAUAAUGAGAAUCUCUGCUAGUAAUCUGUACACGUAUUUUUAAUAUUUAUGAUAAAACACAAGUUUUGCAUCAUGUAAUUAAACUUAUGGUGAUUUCAGUUUUAAAA